AUGAACGCAACCCUAAACAUAACCACCAACCCAAAUGUGAAAGCGGAUCCAAAUGUGAACCCUAACCCAAACAUGGGCGUCAAUCAUAGGGACAACGCAAACGCAAACGUGAACGCGAAACCAAACGUGAACUCAAAUCCAAACGUGAACGCCAAAUCAAACGUGAACACGAAUCCAAACGUGAACGCGAAUGCGAACGUGAACGCAAACCCAAGCGUGAACACGAACCCAAACGUGAUCGCUGACGCUAACUCAAAAGUGAGCGCAAACCAAAACGUGAAUUCAAACCCAAACAUAUACGCGCACCUAAACGUAAACAUGAACGCCAACUCAAACGUGAAAUCGGACCAAAACGUGAACGCAAACCCAAACGUGAUAGCUAAUCCAAACACGUGUGGACCUAAAUAUGAACUUGAACUCAAAUGA
Molecule: messenger RNA, 426 nt
Organism: Photinus pyralis (common eastern firefly)
Lineage: Eukaryota; Metazoa; Arthropoda; Insecta; Coleoptera; Lampyridae
Product: circumsporozoite protein-like
Exons: 1
Coding region: 1-426 (141 amino acids)
Source: RefSeq, a predicted model, not a curated record